This is a messenger RNA of Aspergillus nidulans FGSC A4, 741 nucleotides long. RefSeq lists its product as uncharacterized. The record is from RefSeq and is a predicted model, not a curated record. Lineage: Eukaryota; Fungi; Ascomycota; Eurotiomycetes; Eurotiales; Aspergillaceae. The transcript has a single exon. Bases 1 to 741 code for a protein of 246 amino acids.
AUGCGGUGGCUCAGCAAACUUCUCGCUCCGUACUGGUUUUCAUUGCUCCCAAUAAGAUCCCAUGCAUGGACAUUCGUCUGGCGUGAUGCGCAGAACAACACGCACGUCCCCAGCGGCUCCUCUGACUUUCCCUGCACCGAGAUUGCUAACCCGCCGGGCAUGGUCUUUGAGUACGACGCAGACGGGGAUUUUACGACUUUCUAUGUGUAUCAAAAUACCAACUGCUCUGGAGAUCCCACUGGCUGGGCGGAGCACUAUCACUCGAAGCCUGCGAGUAACUUCCUUGGCUCAUUCCAGAUUGUGGACAGAAGAAAAACACAAUCCGCAACAGCAUCGUCCACCAGUUCCACUGCAUCAGGGGACACGCCCCUCUCAGGGGGUGCGAUUGCAGGGGCUGUCGUCGGUGCAGUGGCUGGUGUAGCUCUCAUGGGGGCUCUAGUAUUCGUCGGUGUAAGACGACGAAACAAUAAACCUGUCACUACUGCUGGUUCCGCUAUCACAUCGAAUGGCCCGGCAGGUUCGGGUGUUGUCCCUACUUUGAUCGAAGUACAAAAAGAUACCCUACAGCCUGACGAGCGUCCUAUGAAAAAUGAAUGGGUUGCGGUUGCAGGCUCGGAACAAAAACCGACACGAAUGGCAGAGCUACCAGGGGAUUUUGAGGCGGUUGAGAUGAGUGAUAGUCACCGGGUAAACGAAAUCGAGGGUACGGGUUGGUCAUUACAGAGCUCACGAAAUGCCUGA